ACGAGUCACGUGACUUGGCCUUGAUAGGCGACUGGAGAGUAACUCCUCUUGCUUUGCAAAGUUGAUUAUUUGAUACAAAAUAAAAAUGGUGGUUACGGGUUUCUACGUUGACUAAUUCGUAACUGAAAUAACCAAAAUUUUAACGGUUGUGAUAAAAUUUCUCAAAGAGUUCAAAAUAUGUAGUGCAAAGUAAUCUUGUGUACUUAAAUAAAAUCGAAAACUGUGUAUGAAGACGUGUUAUGGGCGGGUUUCGAGACCAUUUGGAUUGUUUAUUAUGUUUGCCAUUGCGCGGAAUUGUAUAGUAAAUUAGAUAAAUUAAUUAUUUCAAUUAGUCCGUCGACGUACAACGAGUUAGUCUGCUCUAAAAUACUAAAUUUUCUAGUAGUGUCCCGGUACGAAAGAUAGAUGCAACAUGUGACCCUGUUUGACAUUAGUGCAUUCAUCAUCCCCCUUGACGUUCAAUUGUUUCAACGAAAUGUUGUCUUAUCGGUCGAUAAGGGUUUUUUAUUGGUUUAUAGAAUUAGUGACUCAAUCAAAUUGACAGGAAUGAUGAUUAAUCAAUGUGGAAAAACUAUAGGAACUUUUAGAGGAUUAAUAAACAUUGAGGAAUCAUGAAAUUGAAACCAUCAAAAAAGCUGAAAAAACUGAAAACUACCAAAGAUGUUUACUGAAUCUGAUAGUGUUUUCUCAACAAUACCCAUCAAUCAAUCAUGAUGCAUAGCACAGAAAAUAAUCGAUAUAUUGUCCAGGUUUACGUAGGUGCCCUUUCAGCACUCUAUGAAGCUUUGUCAGUUGAAGCUAGUAAGCAGACGACAUCUGAAGAGAUAGUCUCUUGCAUAGUUGAUAGGCUAUCUCUAAUGCAUGACAGUGCUUCAUAUGAACUAGCCGAAGUGAUAGGUGAUGAUUUCGGACAGGAAUGUAAAGAAAGGAGCCUUUCACCUCACGAGAGUCCUGUACAACUUAUGAUGUUAUGGCCAAAACAUAGACCAGAUCACUCUUCAUACAGAUUCUAUUUGAGGGAAAAAGUAAAUGAUUAUGCAUGGAGGGAUCAGUUUGUGAUGGAUCCUCAGCUCAUAAAGGAUUAUUUUCAUAGAUUCCUGUAUCAGCCGAAAGAUAGGGAAUAUCCUGAUUUGUGUCAACUGCCAGAUCUUAACGAACAAACGUUGCUUGAUAAUUUGAGAGCAAGAUUUGUAGCAGGACACAUUUACACUUACGUCGGAUCUAUUUUAAUAGCCUUAAACCCGUUUAAAUUUUAUCCGAUAUACAAUCCUAAAUAUGUGAAACUAUAUCAGAAUAGGCGUUUAGGACCUAACCUGCCUCCACAUAUAUUCGCGGUAGCAGAUACAGCUUACCAUUGUAUGUUGAAAGACAGAAAAAAUCAAUGUAUAGUUAUUAGUGGUGAAAGUGGUUCGGGAAAGACUGAAAGUACUAAUUUUUUGUUGCAUCACCUAACUGCGUUAAGUCAAAAGGGAUCGCACGGUAGUGGAGUUGAACAAACUAUUUUAAGUGCUGGUCCUGUUCUAGAAGCUUUUGGAAAUGCCAAGACUGCUCAUAAUAAUAAUUCAAGUCGAUUUGGAAAGUUCAUUCAAGUCAACUAUAAAGAAAAUGGAAUGGUUCAUGGCGCUGUCGUUCAAAAGUAUCUUUUGGAAAAAUCUAGAAUAUGUUCGCAAGGACGAUAUGAAAGGAACUAUCAUGUAUUCUAUUAUUUACUUGAAGGCGCGAAUGAGCAAGAGAAACAACAACUUCAUCUCAAACGCCCUGAUCAAUACUAUUACCUAAACAAAUCCUGUAGUGCCUUGGACAAUACGGACGAGAGUUACGAAUUUUCGAGAUUAAAGCAGUCCAUGGAAAUGGUGGGCUUUACCACCGAAAAACAAAGGAGGCUUUUCUCGGUCUUAUCGGCUGUAUUGUUACUUGGAAAUGUCGAAUUUCAACCAAGAAAAUCCGCUUACCACCAUGAUGAAUCUGUUGGAGUUAAAAAUCCGGAAGUUGUGUCACUAAUCUCGGAGUUGCUCAGGGUUAAACAGGAAACUCUGAUGCAAGCCUUGACAGCGAAACGUGCCCGUGCCUCAGGAGAGACACUUGUGAUUAAUUACCGUCUUCCUGAAGCGAUAGCAUCCCGAGAUGCCAUGGCGAAAUGUCUGUAUGGAGCACUUUUUGACUGGAUAGUUCUUCAGGUUAACCACGCACUCUUAGCAAAGAAAGAUACACUUCGGGAACACCAAGGUAAUUCAAUCGGAGUCCUGGAUAUAUUCGGAUUUGAAGAUUUCGGUUUAAAUAAUAGUUUUGAACAACUGUGUAUUAAUUACGCCAACGAACAUCUACAAUAUUAUUUUAAUCAACACGUUUUUAAAUAUGAACAAGAAGAAUAUAGGAAAGAAGGAAUCAGAUGGACGAACAUAGAAUUCAUGGAUAAUACAGGAUGUUUACAAUUAAUUGAAGGCAAACCAAAUGGUUUGAUUUUUCUUCUAGACGAUCAAUGCAACUUUCCUGGUGCUACAAACGAAACCCUUUUGCAAAAAUUCAACACAGUUCAUAAAGAUAACAAAUUCUACCAAAAGCCUCAAAAGAAAGAAGGAGCCUUCAUUAUUGUACACUAUGCCGGCAAAGUAAAGUAUCAGGUAACGGAUAUGCGCGAAAAGAAUCUCGACUUGAUGCGUCAAGACAUUGUAGGAGUGUUAAAAAAUAGUUCUAUGGCUUUCGUAAGAGAAUUAGUGGGAGCCGAUCCGGUGGCUGUGUUUAGGUGGGCGAUCGUAAGGGCCUUCUUUAGAGCUUAUUUUGCCUUUCAUGAAGCAGGCAGGAAGCAUAGACAAGGAAGGGUGGAUGGAAAUAAAAAUAAUAUACAACAGAGGUAUUCGAGAAAUCAUAUACCGAAUGAAAAUCUUAUUAGUAAACAACGAAACACCGUCGUAUUUAAUCGAUUGGGUCGAAACUUAGACAACGAAUCAUCCAACAACAAUAGGCUAUCGUGGCCUCAACUUUACCAACGAAACAGACACAGCAGCGGAAGCAGUAAAAAUAAUGAUGACGAUCGAAGAAGAAAGGAUUCGUUAACAGGAAAUACUAGUUCGUCAGUUGGGCUAGAAAGGUUGGGCCCGGAUGAGGCUAGAGCUAUACAAAGGGCGAAUCAGAUCGUUAUGAAAAACAAAUCAUUCCGGCCACGAGAACGUAGUAAAAAAGGACUGAAGAAUCUACAAACGGUUAAAACGUUAGUAGGUAGAACUGGCAUCACUGCUCAACCUCAAGGCCAAUUAGGAAAAGCGAGGAAACAACCGAUGACAGUUACCGCUCAAUUUCAACAAAGUUUACACUCACUCAUGGAUACUCUGAAUCAGGCUAAUCCUUUUUUUAUUAGGUGUAUUAAAUCAAACGGCAAUAAAAUUCCUAAUACAUUUGACGAACAAACAGUACAAAGACAACUACGGUACACCGGUAUGCUCGAAACUGUCCGCAUACGACAAGCAGGAUUCAAUGUUCGAUUAACUUACGAUGAAUUCAUUCAACUUUAUAGAAUACUCCUUCCGAAAGGUUUACUCAGCUCACAAAUCGAUGUACGGGACUUCUUAGCAACUUUAAAUCUCAACAGGGACAAUUAUCAGUUGGGAAGUACAAAGGUGUUUAUGAGAGAAACUGAGAAAUAUAAAUUGGAUUGUAAACUUCACCAACAAAUUAUGUCAAGCAUUGUAACUUUGCAGAGGUGGUUUAGAGCAUGUUUAGAAAGAAGAAGAUUUUUAAGAAUUAGAACUGCUGUGAUAACUCUUCAGUCGUACUGCAGGAUGUACAUUGUUCAGAAAUACAUAAGGAGACUGCAAGCCGUACUGAAGAUACAAAAGUAUUGGAGAGGAUACAAGUGUAGAAGUUGGUUACACAAAUUAAAAACAUCUCUAAUAGUCGUUCAAGCUCAUUGCAGGGGUUUCAGAGUGAGGAAAAUGAUAAUGGAAAUGAAAAUGAAGGGAGAAAUGGCCCCAAAGAAACCUCCAAUUGUUAGUGCACUUCCAACCCACUUACAGGUGAAACAUGGAAGUUCAGACGAGGCAUUCGUUAGUAAAGAUUCUAGUCUAGAAGAAGUGCGUCCGGAACAAACCGAUAAAAAAUUCUUGGAUUCCGAUGAAAGCAGUGGUGUGCCAGAAGAUGACAUUGACACAUCUACUCACCCGAAAAUAAGCUUAAGGUCAACGGUAUCAUUACCAAGCGUAUCAACUACUGUACCUGCUGGCUAUUAUCAUCAUCAUUAUGUCAAUAACUCCGGAAAUUAUAGGUUUGAGGAACUAAAACCAGAAAAGAUUACCCUAGACGCGAUACGAAAGAAAUCUUCAAAAUCUCAUCAAACAAUUGAUUACUCUGAUUUAGAAUAUACUCCUCAACGGAAGGGAAGUGGGGAUUCUCUAGGAUCUCAACGAAGUUUGGAAUCUCAACAGAGCUCUGACUCUCAUUCCAGCGUCACGGUCCGAGAGUUGCACAAACAGGAACCGCCGACAUUAGAUAAACAGUGGUCAUCGUCAAGUACUACUAGUGAUCCAUUUUCAGAAGGAGGAGCAUCUCAAUCAGCGCCUCCAAUACUUAGAGACCGAUCUAUGUGGGACAGAGAGCCAGUAACUCGGGAAUAUUAUCCUAAACAGCCUUUAAGUAGAACCGAAGCUGUCAAUAAUUGGGUAUCGCCUGUGAUUAGGAAAGACGUGAGAUACAGUGAAAAUAAACCUUUGCGAAGUUAUCAACCAGUGCGUCGACCCCGUGAAAAAUUCCUUCCCGAUGAUCGACCAGACGUUUAUCCAUAUGACCAAACACCUAACAAAUUAGAACAGAUCCUAGGACGACCUGAAGCGCCAAUUAGGAAUACCAGAAAAUCAAAAAGGGGUCACGUAAAAAGUCUGGGAGAAGAAGUAACUGACAGCGGUAGUUUAGAUAAAAGUGUAUUUUUGGGUACUAUCGACGAAUCGAAAGCGCAUCCAGAGUUUAUCAUACAAGAAAGGAAUUCAUCGGAUGCUGGUAAUAAACAAACUUUAACGCCGAAACGUCAACGACAGAACCUACCUCAACUCGAUCUCAGACGAAGAAACAGCGAUCCUGCUACUAAAGCAGUAAUUUCUGAUAAUCCCGCAGGUUUGGAUGCCAGUCCUUCAAUAAAAACUAACGAUUACAAAUAUGACGUAAACGCUCUAUCUAUAGCAGGCCAUACUUUCAGAAAAAUUCCUAGAAUAUCAAAGGAUGAUCUGUGUAUGUCUUGUAAUGCCGCAAUCGAUGCUUUCUAUGCUCCCGGCUAUAAAUGUACCAACUGUAAAAAACAAUUUCACACAAAAUGUAUACAAAACAAGGUUUUCGAAAUGCCUUGUGAGCAACAACGACCGAAUGCUGAGAUUCGUUCUGGUCGCCGAAAACAUCGAAAACACUCUCGUACACCUUACGACCUUAGAAAACCUGACGAGAGUAAGUUCAGUCUUACUGGUACUUCGGAAUUUACGGAUAGAACAGAUCAAAUCAUAACUGGCGCUGAAGAACUUACUCUCAUGCAACAAUUCAUUACAGACAAAAUAAUGAAAAUGGAAUCGGUUGGUGGAAAGAAUAGCGACGUUGAUAAAUUGUUCAAACAGGCUUUGCGGGAUUUCAAAGAUAAUUUGGUGCAGAUAUACAGUAACGCAUCCAAACAUAAUAAUCUGGAAUCGUGCAAUAUUAAAUAUAAGGAUCUCAUAUUGGUGUUUAAUCAGGCAAUGGAAACAGUGUGCCAGCGGGAACAAAAAUCAAACGACGCCAAAGAUUUUCCUGUAACAAUGGGUGUCAACGCUUUCCGAGGAUUCAUGGAUGAAUUCAUGUCUUCCAGAGCGGAAGAGAAACCAUCAAAAUCUAAGCGAAAAAAAGAAAAGAAACGUAAACUCGAAAUGCAUAAACACAAUGGUCACGCUUUCCUUUUAACUAUCAUCAACAUACCUACUGCUUGCGAAAUAUGCAGUUCAUUCUUUAUGUGGCCAAUAGAGCGCGGAUUAGUAUGUCAAAGUUGCAAGAUGACGUGUCACAAAAAGUGUUAUCUUAACGCGAACCAAUGUUUGAAAGAAGCCGGUCUGCAGGGUGAGACCAAAAGAGUGUUUGGUGUGCCUUUAGUUACAUUAGUUACAGAGGACAAUAAGAUACCGUUAGUUAUAGAAAAAUUGUUGAGUACUAUCGAAUUACAUGGUCUCUAUGCUGAAGGAAUUUAUAGGAAAUCUGGAGUUAGCUCAAAAAUUAAAGAAUUGAAGAAUAAAAUGGAUGAAAAUCCAGAUGAAGUAGAAUUCGAGAAAUAUCAGGUUCACGUAUUGGCAUCGGUACUAAAAAGUUUCCUACGUGAAAUGGCCGAACCGCUCUUAACAUUCGAAUGCUACGAAAAUUUUAUCACUGCCGCUAAUCUGGAAGUUGAAAUCGAUCGUGUGACAACUCUCUACGAUAUUCUUAAAAAACUUCCCCCUCCGAAUUACGACCUAAUGGAGAGAUUGAUGUUUCAUUUGGCUAGAGUUGCUCUACACGAAGAGACAAAUCGUAUGAGUGCGGCAUCGUUAGCAAUAGUUUUCGCUCCUUGUGUUUUAAGGACUAAUAAAGUGGUACCUGCUCAAGAGAGUCUUAUAGAUAUUAGCAGUCAAACACAAUGUAUUGAAACUAUCAUCAGAGUGCAACUAAAGAAAAUUAGAAGUACAUUAGAUGAUAUAGAUACUCUUGAUACGGCAUGCCAGGCCGCUACAAAUCGUCUCUCUAGUCUUAGAAGUUCUAAGGUAUUUACCCCUGAUGAACUAAUUCCUCCUAAUCAACCAUCUCAACAACCAACUGACGAAGAAGAACAUCUCUUAGAAGAUCAUAUACAGGAAAUUCAAAAGGAAAAAGAACAUUUGACGUCAACUUUGCCAACCCUUACUCACGCUACCUCCGAUGAUGACAUGUUAUCAACAGACGGCGAUGGUAGUUUAGAUGACCUCACCUGUUUAGCCGAUAAACGUCAUAAUCAACGGCCGAUCGUACGUUCAAUCAGUACCGGCCCUAUACCGAAAUUACGUCGGCAACUCUCAACAGAGACGAAAUGUUCUGAAGACUGUCCUGACGAUCCUAUUAUGGUGUAAAAAUUGUUAUCCUAGUGUUCUUUUCUUUAUCUCCUUUUGUACAUAAUACAUUACUAAUCGAGACUAUUGAUUUUUUUUAAUUGAUGCAGCUGAAGAAUUAUGAAAAAUUUUGGUCUGGAUCAUUUACACAUGUAACAGGGCAAGUUUCGUAUGGAAUUGCCAUAUUGACAACAAUAUUUUUAAUUACAUUGUGUGUUGUCGUUGAGGAUAAAUAUUGUGAAAAUAUGAGAUAAUUUUAUAUCCACCACUUUUGAGAAUAGCUACUCAUCUUCCUAUCGGGAAUAUAGAAAUGAUUUUUGCAUUUAUAAUCUGUACUAAUAGACUGUUAACUUUUAUUAUAACUUUAUUUAUUUUUCUUAUUACACCUACUCAAAAAUAUUAUAUUUUGUGUUCUAUAACAAGGAAUAUUUUGUUAAUAAGUGGUAAUUUCUGAAAUUGCUGUUGGUUAGGUUGCUCCGCAAUUACACUGUCUGAUCCUUCGAGUCAUAAGCGACCUUUGAAAAGCUCGAAGUAUGUAUAAUAUAUUAUCAAAUUUUUAUUCUAAUCCUAAAUCUGCGACAAUUGUGUCUUCCCAAGAUUUCUUUAGGCGUUCUCUUUCUUCUCUUUUCCAUUUGUCUAGCUUGCCAAAUCCUUUUUGCCGGUCUAUUGCUCUCUAUUCUAUAAUGGUGUCCAAACCAUCUAAUUUGUUAUUUUUCAUAGGUUCUACCUUCAAGGCUUCUAUCAAUUCCUCUCUUAUUCGACAUUUUCUGGUGAUACAUGUGUCUCUGCGUAAGUACUUCAUUCCUGCUGCUUCAAUUUUGCUUUUAGCGAGUUAUUUCUUUUCUUCCUAGAAAAUUUCCGUUCAACGCAUAAUAAAGUUUGAUUAUCACGCUGAUUUUUUCAUUUACCUGAAUGUCCAUGCUUAAAUAUUUGGAACUCUUCACUUUUUACAACAGUAUUUCAUCUAUUUCGAUUUUGAGGUCUUCUUGUUUCCCCAGUACCAUUAUUUUUGUGUUCAUAAUAUUGAAAUUCCUGUUUCUCAAUUUUAAUGCCUCUUUUUAAUGUUAAUAAUUUAUAUUUCAAUUCCUUUUCAUUUUUAGCAAACAAUACAAUAUUUUCGACAAAAACUUAUUUAGAGAUUCAAACUAAUUCCAUAUUUCUGUUGAUACAUCAUCUGUUAUUAUUAUUAUGAAAACGCGCCAGAUUCAGUACUCCCUCUUUCUUAAUCCUUUUUCAGGCAUGAAAUUCUCGAAUUGGUCCUUAUUUCUCCUCGCUUGGUUCCAUGUUGUUACAUACAUACUUUUAAUAUUGUUUCUCAAAUUGACUCCCAAUUCCUCUUUGUUUUAAACUACUCCAUAUUUGAUUUCUUGGGACUUUGUCAAAUGCUUUUUGGAUGUCUAUAAACCGAGGUAUACUUUUUGAUUUGUUUUCAAUUUUUUCUAUGUUAUCUGUCUCUUUUUCUUUUCCUAAAACCCCUUUACGAUUCUUCUACGGUUGUCUAUGAUAUUUCCUUAGUAUUUUCUCUAUGAUAUUCUCUUGAGCUUUUAGUACCGUAGCAGUAGCAAUGUUAAGCCUCGAUGUACUACAUGUAAUUGUGAGAGUCAGUGUAGCGAUAAGAAAUAGUCUGUUAUGUAUAAAUAAUUUGUAGAUCCUGACCAAACCAUUUUUUCAUAUUUUAUCGGUGUCCCAUAUAAAAUAUUAAAAAAAAUGGUAGUUUACAACAUGUAUUACAUAUUUAUAUUGACAUGUAACAACAGUUGGAAACUUUUUUUUGAAUACGCAUCCUUCAACAGUAGGCAAUCAAUUGUGAUCCAAUAGACUGCACUAUUUGUAUUUGCAAACAUAAAACAUUCAGACAAUUUAGAAAGUGUUUUGAUAAUUCAAAAUCUAAUUCAAGGCGUUAUCAAAUCAAUUUUAACCAUCAAGAUGUCUCUUAAUUUUAUAUUAUUUGAAGAAAAAUAGUUAUUUCGAUAGAUCCCACCAAAUCCCACCGGAUUGUUCUGACUAUCUUGACUAAAAGAUGAAAAUCCAAUUUUUUGGAAUCUAUUUAUUGUAACAUCAAUUAAAGGAAUGUAUAAAUUACUUCUUCCUUAUAUAUUUUGCACCACCGACACACAUGAGGUGGGUGACACAUAAUUCUGUCGACAAUCCAAGAAUUAAUUACAUUUAAAUCCUUCACCUUCAAGUUUUCCAAAAUUAAUCAUAGUAAAAUUAUUAUCUUUGGAUGGGAUAAUUUUAGUGUUGCCUGAAAAAAGUACUUUAAUUUGAAAUUAGAUUUUUGAUAUUAAGGAUCGAUUGUAAAUUGUUGGUUAUGUCCUAAAUUCCAAAAAUAAUGAUAUAACAACAGAUUGAUUCUUAUUCUUGAUUACAGUAUCUAUAGAAAUGAGUUAGGUGCGUUUAGUGUAGCAUGAGGUCUUUUAAACGACAGUGUUUGUGGGUUUAUAAUAAGAAAGAUUUUCUGAAUAUUUGGCCAUACCUGGGCCUCAUUGAAGAAAUAAUGUUUUUUUCCCAAUAAUACUACUUUAUAUUUUUAUGGUACAAUUAUUGAUGACCUUAUUCGACAUUUGACAGCACAAAACUGUUAACCCUUGUUGUAGCUUACCAAAACACUUUCUAAAUGUCUUGUUUAAAUAAUCAAUCUAUCUUUUUGUGCCAACUAGGCGGAUAAAUAAAUAUAUAUAACUAUUUUUAUUAUUGUUAUUGUUGAACUUUAUAAGAUUAGAGUAUGAUUGUUUUUUCGUGAGUAUAUGUCGACAUACAGGAUGUUCUAACUAUAAAAAUUAUAUUUUUAUUGUUUGAGUCGUUCUGUAGAUUGAAGAAGUGUAUGAAAAAUUUGUUAGUUGCAAUACUCAUUCGUUUAUUCAACAAUAUAAAAUUAAAGCAAUAUUUGAUGGUAAUAACUAUACUGAGUGUUUUAGACAAAAAUUAUGGAAAUAACACUCAGCAUGUUUUACAGAAUUUCCUAUUAAUAAUGUAUAUUGUUCAAUAUUAAGGGAACCGCGGGGGGUUAAAUUAUUUAUUUAUUAUACUAUUUAUAUUGUUUAAAGCAGUGAAAUUUUCAUCUUGUUAAAAUUGCAUUUAUUUUAUUUUAACACCCCUUGUCGCUUUAAGAACUUCCCCACGAGACAAAAACCCUGUUCAGUUUCAAAUUGAAAUAUUCUUCGUGAGAUUAUUGUAAAUUGUUACAAUUAUUUAUAAAAUGUCUAUUUUUUGCUUCUAAAAGAAGGAGUCUUUAGUCACUUUUUAUAAUAAACAUUGCAAUCGGAUGUAGUAGUUAAAUACACCCAAAACGCGAAAGUUUUAACCAAAUUUAAUUUGCAACAUACACACAGCGACCUAUUUAAAAAGCAAGUUUACUAUAGAAAGAAAACUUGAAUUGAUAGAAAGCAUUUUUCAUGCUAGAAAAACCUAAGCACACUACAUUCAUAUAUAUUCAUUCAUAUGUUUUGAUAAAAAUAUUUCAAAACGUCUUAAAAACAAUAUUUUUGUAAUGGUAAUAUGUGUGACAACCUUAGCUAGUAAAUAAAUUUUCAUAUCGACAACAAAACAGUGCAGAUGGAAUAUAUUAUCAAAUUAAUCCAAACAAACUGCUUCUUUUCGAAUGAAUUUCAAAAAAUUAGGUUAUAAUUAGCUCAAAAAGACCGAAAAAACAUUUUAAUGCAUUCAAAUAUCUUUUUGCAUAAACAUCGUUUUGAUGUAAGUAAUAUGAAACUAAAUUAUAUCCUAUAUAGUAGCUAAAGAUGUCAGUUCACUAAAACAGAGUAACAUCUUCGAUACCUUAGCCCAUAAUAUGAUUUAUUCUUGUAGGGUAAGUUAGAAUGAUCAUAUUAAACUCUACAUUGUAGCAGAAUUUCAAGUAAUAUCUAUUAUUUCGUUAAUUACUUUACAGUUUUUUGUGUUUUAUUCCAAUUUCUAGUGGCUUGUCAAACAAUAUUGCCACAUUUGUAAUAAUACAAAAUUGCUGAAGGAAAAGACAAACUACAUUCAAAAGCUACUCUUGACAGAUAAAACUUCAAGAGAAUUGUAAAAUAUGAUUGCUUGAUGCAGCAUCUUAAGAAGUAUUCCUUGAAAGGCAAAGAAUUACACUCGUUGCAGAAUGUCUGCAAAGUGCUACUGAAACCCGCACUGAAUGCUUACAAAAAGAUGAUAUGACCUAAUAAUCAACCGAGUUUGAAGAUUUUAUCACAAAUAUUAUUACGUGUAAACGUUUAUCUUGGUUUGUUGUUCAAAAUUCUAUUAAAUUUUGAGAUUCAAAACGGAAAAUUCACGUACCUAACUAGUAAUAAGGUUUAUUUAUACUUUGUGCUUAGAAAUAUGUCACAUUUUUGUCAAAGAAUCUAUGUUUACUUGCAAGUAACGUCGUCAAAUAGCCAAGAAUCAAAAUUUAUUUAAUUUAUAAGAAACAUAAUUGAGUUUAAAAAAAGGGAAAUAUGAUUUUUUAUGUUAUUACCUGAUUACAAUUUGUGAAAUAGCCUGUUUACAACUAAUUUGAAGUUUAGUUUGAAUUAUUAAUUUAAAGUCUUGUUUAAAAUGAGUCGCUCUGUAUAUAUUGUGCAAAUGUCAUUUUGGAUUUAUUUGUACAGUUAGUUUUUUUUUGUAAAUAAUCGCAUUUGUGUUACUUCUACUUUUGAUACUUUUUCAUAAAGUGUGCAUUUUGUUAUUAAAAUGCAGUAUAUUUAGUCAUUUUUUUUUACAGAUCAACUUUGAAGUUAGUUAAUCUUGCUUUAUUAUAAGUUUUGUUUCAAUAAUGUUUAAUUUACUAACAUUUUUAUUCCGUAAGUUGCGUAUUUUUUCUACAUUGUAAUUUUUAUGCUAAGUAUAAAUGCCAUUCCAAAUUUUUGUCUUGAAGAGCUCAAAUGACUGCAUUCCUAAGUACCAGAUGUUCCAUUAUAUUUAUUUUAAGUCUUAUCACAAAAUUAUCUAAGUAAUCAACUUUGUUAAAUUAAUGGCUUGAAUAAAAUAUGUCUAAAGUCAUCGAAGACAAAUAAGUCAAGUGAGAAGUGAAAUACAAUGAAACAUUUCGUAUUUCUAGAGGGUGUUCAAAAUGUCCAAAGCAAGAAUCUAUAGGUUAAUUACCAAGAUUAGUUUUUCGGAUAUUUAUUUUGUGACUCUGCAAAAAACUAGUAUGUCUGAAUGAAAAUUAGGACAUUUUUUAGUCUCUCUAAUAAAUUAAUUUUUUUUACUGAUAACCAUUAUGGGGCAUUUCAGUGACUGAGUUUUUUUUCUUAUUGUAAAUGUUUGUUAAGAAAACGUUUAUAUCUAAAUUAAUAAUUAUACCAAAUGUUAACAAUAAUGACAGAAUUGUUUAUAUCAAUAUACAAACAUGAUACAUAAUUUGUAAAUAAAAAAAUAUUAAGAUCAA
Diorhabda sublineata is the source of this 12417-nucleotide messenger RNA. Its product is annotated as unconventional myosin-IXa-like. Lineage: Eukaryota; Metazoa; Arthropoda; Insecta; Coleoptera; Chrysomelidae. Gene Ontology annotation, cellular component: myosin complex. Bases 711 to 7076 code for a protein of 2121 amino acids. Gene Ontology annotation, biological process: intracellular signal transduction. The transcript is spliced from 22 exons. Gene Ontology annotation, molecular function: protein binding; microfilament motor activity; ATP binding. The record is from RefSeq and is a predicted model, not a curated record.